AUGUUAUCAUACAGUCAGAUCAUCUUCUACGAGGACAGGAACUUCCAGGGUCGCUCCUAUGAGUGCAUGAGUGACUGCUCCGACAUGUCCUCCUACCUGAGCAGGUGUCAGUCCUGCAGGGUGGAGAGUGGAUGCUUCAUGGUCUAUGAGCGCCCCAACUUCAUGGGCCAGCAGUUCUUCCUGAGGAGGGGAGAGUACAAUGACAUGCAGCGUCUGAUGAGCAUGGGAAUGAUGUUUGACUCCAUCAGGUCCUGCAGAAUGAUCCCCUACCACAGAGGACAGUUCAGGAUGAGGAUCUACGAGAGGGAGAACUUCGGUGGUCAGAUGGUGGAGCUGAUGGAUGACUGCGAAAACAUCACGGACCGUUUCCGCAUGUCCGACUGCCAGUCCUGCCAGGUGUUGGAAGGCCACUGGUUGCUGCACGAGCAGCCCCAGUACAGAGGCAGGAUGAUGUACAUGAGGCCCGGAGAGUACAGGAACUUCAGGGAGAUGGGCAUGAGUGGCAUGAGGGUCAUGAGCAUGAGGCGCAUCACUGAGAUGUGCUAG
Messenger RNA from Lampris incognitus (smalleye Pacific opah), 546 nucleotides. Its product is annotated as gamma-crystallin M1-like. The record is from RefSeq and is a predicted model, not a curated record. Gene Ontology annotation, biological process: visual perception; lens development in camera-type eye. Lineage: Eukaryota; Metazoa; Chordata; Actinopteri; Lampriformes; Lampridae. The transcript is spliced from 3 exons. The coding region runs from base 1 to 546 and encodes 181 amino acids. Gene Ontology annotation, molecular function: structural constituent of eye lens.